AUGGCCUACCAAGGAUUCGCCGCGGAGUACCUGGGCAUCCCCGCCGUGACGCGCGCCUACACCACCGCCUGCGUCAUCACCACCGCUGCCGUGGUAAUCGCUGGGGAGGGGGAGAGAAAGGGAGGCAGGCGGAAAUCCAACAGGGAGAGCCGCAACAGCCCGCCCGGUGCGAUGCCCGCCUGCCUUGUAUGGAGCGCAUUUUCUUUCCGGCCCGAGGGUGGCUCUGGGGCGGCGGAGGCAGCAGCAGCCCCAUCGCCCUUGCCUCGGGCCUGGGGUGGCGGUUUCCGUUCCCUCUCUUGCCAGCAGCCCUUGGGCUCUGCUGCCCCGAGUGGGGAUUGCACGAGGACGGCAUUGCACGCCUCUCCUCUUCCUGGGAACCAGCUGGGAUGAAGGGCGGACGAGGCAGGGCUACCUGGAAAGCCCAUCAGAGCCAGGCAGGCGCUGCCUUUGCUGUGCGCCCAGGAUCCCUGCUCAGCCCAUUGCCUGCCUUUUUGUAUUUUGCAGCAACUGGAGUUCAUCACGCCUUUCCAGCUGUAUUUCAAUCCGGAUCUCAUUUUCAGGAAGUUCCAGGUGAGGCCUGGCCCUGCCCCCCGUUUGCUUACUAGCCUCAGGGCAGGAUGUGUUUGCAGUGGCUGUUUGGCAGUCCCAUGCUCGCUUCAGAAACGACCUAUUUCUGGGGACAGGGGAGUUCUCAGGAAGUGUUGGCGGAAGCAAGCAACAGGCUUCUUGCAAGAAGACUGUGUGUGCAUCUGGUGGUGCUGGGGUUGGUGCUGUAUUUGGCCACCUGGUGCUCUUUCCAUGUCUCCUUUUCUUGCAGAUCUGGCGACUCAUCACCAACUUCCUGUUUUUUGGGCCGCUGGGAUUCAGUUUCUUCUUCAACAUGAUAUUCCUGUAUCCUUUGACCCUGACUACUUAUUUUUGCGCUCUCUCUCUGCCACUUUCAAAAAGUGUUCUUGGCUUAUCCUGACAGCAGCAUGACCUGCCUUUUGCCUCUGUUGACUCUGAAGGUCUGCAUGGGUAAACAACACAGCCCUCAAGACAAAAGAAGCAGCUGGAGAGCAGAAUCCUAAAAGUAACAGGAGCCAAAAUUCAUAUGGUCUCUUAGCGGUAGCUCUCACAGCAGUUUCUGACUGUGUGGCUCACCUGUAACGUGUGAGCAAGGACUAUACCCCAGUUCAUGGACUGGGAGGGAGACACGGGCUGCACAUGUUAAAUAGGUAAAGGGACCCCUGACAAUUAGGUCCAGUCGUGACCGACUCUGGGGUUGCGGCGCUCAUCUCGCUUUAUUGGCCGAGGGAGCCGGCGUACAGCUUCCGGGUCAUGUGGCCGGCAGGACUAAGCCGCCUCUGGCGAACCAGAGCAGCGCAUGGAAACGCCGUUUACCUUCCCGCCGGAGCGGUACCUAUUUAUCUACUUGCACUUUGAUGUGCUUUCAAACUGCUAGGUUGGCAGGAGCAGGGACCGAGCAACGGGAGCUCACCCCGUCACGAGGAUUCGAACCACCGACCUUCUGAUCGGCAAGUCCUAGGCUCUGUGGUUUAACCCACAGCGCCACCCGCGUCCUUUGCACAUGUUAAGUAGCAGCACACAAACUACCACAUUAAACUGUAGAGCAAAGUAUCAAAUUGGUCCAAGAUGUAAAACUCAGAACUCUUAAGUUUGGUAGGAAUUUUCUUCCCAGGCCUAGGAAGCCCACUUAGCUGCACAGCUCAGAUGGGAAACAAGGCAAAUCUCAGCUUGCUAGAAGGAAGCCUGGCCCAAGUCAGGAACUGGAAUAGAUGGAGAGGAUUUGAUCUGUGCCACAGUAAUAGGGGUAUUCAGACCAUACCCCUCGCAUACUUUUGGAGCAGGGCGUUGCUGAGAUGAAUGGAUGAUGAUGAGAUCAGAAACUUCCAUGCCUAGUAACCAUAGCAUACAAAAUCUCUCUUCUUAGGACUGAAAGCCUGUUAACAAGAUGCUUUCUCCAGAGUAUUGGAAACUCCUAUGUAUACUUAUGAAAUUUGCAGUUGGGGCACCCCAAAAAAGAGGAGCUCCAUGUAUGUCCUGCUACCCUCUAGCCAAGGGCUGCUCAGGGUUAGGGUUAGGGUAUGCAAGUUGCUAUUGUUUUCAAAUGAAUCUCCAGUCCUUCUGAAGCCAAAUCCCCAGCCAAGUUCACACUGUGCUGCAGCAGGGCCAAAGGUGCUGCCUCUAACCAGAUGUGUUGGGCAAGCUUCUGCCCUCAAGGUAAAAGGCUCUGUGGUUUGGUUCAGAUCUGCCCGCCCUUGCCCAAGUGGCUGUUUUUGUGGUGAAAUGACUUGUGUCUGUAUUAGCCCUAGGGCUAUUCUGCCUAGCAAUCCAUCCAUCCGUUAGUUUCCUUUAUUACCUCCCUCCAUUGCUGCCUGCUCACAGGUACAGAUACUGCAGGAUGCUGGAAGAAGGCUCUUUCCGCGGAAGGACUGCAGACUUCAUCUUCAUGUUCCUCUUUGGAGGGUUUCUUAUGACAGUAUCCUUUCCCGUUAAUUUUCUCAUUGUUCUGCUUCUGGAUUGGUUUUGCUCUCACCUGGGACCAUGGCAAAGGGGCUGCCACCCUGUCCAUUCUGAAGGAUCAUGAAAGGCUUUUAGAACUCACACAAUCUGUUUUUAAAAUUGCUGCAUUGGUUGCCAGUUUGCUUCUAGACUAGGGCUGGGCAAUACCUGGUUUUUCAACAUCCUGAUAUAUCACCAGCUAAACAUCUCGAAAUACCUAUAUAUCACGAUGUCUGGAAUAAGGAUGAAGCUUGGCUGGCUUCAUGGCUUUUCCUGCAUCGUGAUUUUUCCAUAGCACACACACGCACGAUUCACUAUAUAUUGCCAGGUCAAAAUUUUUGAAAGAGAUUGCCACAAUUCGGACUUCAAACUGGUUUUGGAUGAUGUAUCAAUAUAUUGCCCAGCCUUAUUCUGGACCCAAUUCCAAGGUGCUCUCAUUAGUGUUUAGAGCUCAAAACGACUUUGCCUCCAAGUAUCUGCAGGAUCGCAAGAUCUGCAAUACCCUCUUGGGCAUUAAGACCUGCAGAGGGAGUGCUUCUGGUAGUUCCACUGCCAAGAGGUUAGGGUGGUAAUUUGUUUUAAUAUUGUAUUUUUAAAUAGUUGUGACCUCCCUCGGACCUUAAACUGAAGGGCAGGUAAUAAAUAAUAAUAAUGAUGAUAGGAAGCUGUUUUAGGGGACUCUUUCAGCCUUUGUUGAGCCAAUUAAAUCUCUCCCCACCCCCUGCCUUGACUCUGUAGCUCUCAGCUUUUUGGACUCUUUGCCAGCCUCUUCUUCCUGGGCCAGGCCUUCACCAUCAUGCUGGUUUAUGUGUGGAGCCGGAGGAAUCCCUAUAUCCGCAUGAACUUUUUUGGGCUGCUGAACUUCCAGGCGCCUUUCCUGCCCUGGGUCCUGAUGGGCUUCUCACUGCUGCUGGGCAAUUCCAUCAUCAUUGACCUCUUAGGUGAGGGCGGGAGCUUCCUCUUCUUGCAGAGCUUCUUGGUAUAUCUGUGAGGAGCUGGUUCUCACAGUCAGUGGCAUAGCAUGGGGCUGGGGCUACCGGGGUAAUUGCCCAUGCACACUUUUUUAAAGGGGUGCACUGCUGCACCUGCCACCCUGACUGGAGGAGCUCCCUGUCCUGCCCAUCUGUCUCACCUGAGCAGUACACCAUGCAGGAGGUGGGAGAGGACGGGCCUUUGCAUCCCUUGGCCAGGGGGCGUCCCUCCACUGGUGGGGGAGGCGGGCAGGUGGCGGCAGCAGGGAGAUGCACAUGUAUGUCCCACCGCUGCUCCACAGCUCUGUCUGGCAGCGGCAGCAGCAGCAGCAGCAGCAGCAGCAGCAGCAGCAGCAGCAGCAGCAGCGGCUGCAUGGAGACACCAGUUUGGGUUGCAAUACUUUCCUUGCCCCGAGCACUGGCAAACCAUGCUAUGCCACUGCUCACAAAGGCUUUGCCAGGUGAGGACUGUGCUGCCUCUGCAGCUCCCUUGCAGAUAGUUGCUUUGCUGCCUUGAGGACUAUUCAGAUGCUAUGAAAGGUAACAUGCUGAUAAUGCUGGUGUAGUGUUUCAAGAUGUUAUCUUUUAGGAGUGUUAUGUGUGGGUGUUGAUGAGGCAAAACACUCAGUCAGUGCCUGGAGGCGGCUUCUCCAAGGCUUGCAGCUAGCUAUGGCUGUAUCCACAGGAUCAACACCUGGUUUGGGAAGCAGUUAGAAAAAGGGGAUAUACAGGCAAGGCAGUGCAGUUCAUGGGGACAGUCUAGGACAGGCAUGGCCAAACUUGGCCCUCCAGCUGUUUUGGGACUACAGUUCCCAUCAUCCCUGACAACUGGACCUGUUAGCUAGGGAUGAUGGGAGUUGUAGUCCCCAAAUGGCUAGAUGGCCAAGUUUGGCCAUGCCUGGUCUGGGAAAUGUGCUGCUGUGGAGAAGAGUCCCAAGACUGGAUGGAGGUGGCUGGCUUGUGGGGGGACGGGUAGGGAGAAAAAGGAGGAUGUGUUUGAGCAGUGAUAGCACAUAGUAACAUCCCCUGGUUCUCCUGCUUUUGAAAGCAGGUUUCUCCCCCAGCUCUGACAGCACACACUAGUGACCCAACACAUGCUGUCAUCCUGAGAAGGUGGAAGCAGAGAGGCAGAGAUUCUGUUUCCUAUUGGCCAGAGGCUACGCUGCUGGGUCAAUGACCCUAAGAGUGUCAUCCUAUCCCAAACAGUUGUCAAAUGCAGGUGUUUUUACCUUAUUGAAAUCAGUGUCCGUACCUGCAGGGUUUAAGAAGUGUCUCAAUUUACAGGGCUCAUGCCUCAUCUUCUCUUUGAACUGCUGCUACGCUGCAGAAGAUUCUGGUGGCAAAUUGUCACAAACCAGCAGUGCACCAAGGGAAAUGUAUUUGGGUGGUGGGCUAUGGAAACGAAGCCAUUGCCUCUAGCUAUACUGGCAAAAGAUCUAGAUUGUAGUUUCUCAGACCUUUGUUUCUCCUGUAGGAAUAGCCGUGGGUCACGUCUAUUACUUCCUUGAGGAUGUCUUUCCCAACCAACCCGGAGGGAAAAAGUUGUUACUAACACCAGGAUUCCUGUAAGUAAACCGCCAACUUUAUCAGGCAGUCCUACAAAGCAGGUUGAAGAAUGGCCACCCUCAUUCGACCACAGAAGCACCUGGAGAGGCAGUAUUAUGAUGGACGCAGAUGUGGCGUUUUUCUCCUGCCUUGACUAGAAAGGAUCUUCAGUGUUUGAAGGAAUAGAGCAGGCAUAAAAGGAAAUGGAAAAGGACUACACAUACAUUUUGGUUGUAUACACCUCAAAACGUUAACAGAGACAAAUACCACCAAUGAGCCUCGUUGGUUCCCCAGUGUACGCUUGGUGCCAUACAACAUUUGGGAAGGCUAAGCAGGUCCCAGCAAGCUCCCCGCACCCCGUGUUAUAGUGUUAUAAGAAAGGCAAACUGCUCCUACAAUGCAGGUUGCCAGCCACAGACCCUUCCUUUGCGUAUAGGUCCAUCCUGUUAAGUUAAAUGUUUCUGGUCCUGCUUAGGAGAUUUAGAGCAUGUUUAGAGAUCUUGAUGUUCUUUUCGGUGCUGUUGUGUCUCAGAACAGGGAGCUGUUUUGUAACAGCCUCCCACAAAAACAAGCAAGCAAGCAAAAGGGAAGGAGCAGCUCAUUUGAGCUCCUCUUCCAGUGUAGGAAAGUGUGUGUUUUGUCUUUGCGGCAUGGAUCUCAUUUUGUGGUUGGGGUUUUCCUUCGCAGAAAGCUGGUAUUUGACCCUCCCGAAGAAGACCCCAACUACAAUCCGCUCCCGGAAGACCACCCAAUGCCUGCUCCAGACCAAAACCUGCCACAGGAGCCCCAAUAG
Messenger RNA from Podarcis lilfordi (Lilford's wall lizard), 5814 nucleotides. The record is from the annotation of a GenBank genome assembly. NCBI's taxonomy places the organism in Eukaryota, Metazoa, Chordata, Lepidosauria, Squamata, Lacertidae.